AUGGAGUCGACGCCGAUAUGUCGGUGCCGUGUUCUAUACCUGGGCUCGGCGGUACCACAGCAGAGUAAAGACGGUUUGCAAGGAAUCCAAGAGCCCUUACGCGAGUUAUAUCCGGAAAAGGGCGCGACCAGUGGUGGAAUAGAUUCGUGGUUGUCAGUUUGGUCCAACGGAAUUUUGCUGGAGAAUGUUGAUGAGAGCGGAUCGCGAGUUGCGAGAUUUUUUCCCAUAUCGAGCUUGCAUUAUUGUGCAGCUGUUCGCCGCGUAAGUGUUGAGGGUGCGCCGCGAUUUUUGCCAUUGGACUCUCCGUUUGCCAGAGCACCAGCUCCUCGACGGCCACCCCUGUUCGCGGCUGUUCUGCGUCGAACGCAAGGUAUAAAAGUUUUGGAAUGUCAUGCCUUUAUAUGCCGCCGUGAAGCGGCAGCUAACGCGCUUGUUCGUUGUUGUUUCCACGCUUACGCCGAUAGCUCGUAUGCGAAACGUUUGGAGGCAGAACGGUCGCCUUCACAGCUACCCCCAGAGCCGGAAGAGGAGCUCGAAGUGUACGAUGGAGAUGAAAAUCAUAAAGUAUGGAUCGGAGAAGUAGAGCGAGAUGACGCAAGUGAUGAUAUACCGCAUGCGACAAGAGCGCCGCGACCUCGACAGAUAACGCGACCCGCAUCCGUGCCACCACCGCCGCCACCACCAGAAGAACCGAAAAAGAAGUCCACCACAAAGAAAAAUAAAAAGAAAUCAUCUGCGUCUGCGGAUGAAUUGUAUGCUACUAUGCCGGGACCAGCUCCGAUGAUGAAUGGUAGAUCAUUAGGUCGAGCACCCCCUGCUUGGGCGGCCGCGCAUCCUAUGGUUUUGGUUGCGCAUCCCGCGGCGACUUUACCUCAUGCUAGACCGGCAACAUUAGGUCACAGAGGUCGAGUACCAGCUGCGUUGGCUCCUGGUCCUUUCCCUGCUGUCCCUCCACCUGGAAGAGGCCGUCUACAGUACGCCACCGUUGACCCACGUCGUUCGAAACCGCCCCCGCCGUCUAUGAAAGCAGCUCAAAGUAUGACUGGAUUGGAAGCCGUAGAAGACGCCGGUGGAAUUUAUAGAAAGAAAGGUCAUUUGAAUGAGCGAGCUUUUUCGUACAGCAUAAGACAGGAACAUAGAAGUCGAUCGCACGGCUCCCUCGCCAACUUAAAAUUUGCUGCCCCACCUGAGGUGGAGACAGGCCGUGAAGAGCUUAAGAAAGAACGGGAGAUAAUGCAGUUGGUGGCAGGUCUGCAGCUUAGUUCAGACGAGCUAGAACGUCGCGAAGUGCCACCGCAUAUGCUGAGAUCUAGGCACGCACCUAGAUAA
Messenger RNA from Parnassius apollo (apollo), 1329 nucleotides. Lineage: Eukaryota; Metazoa; Arthropoda; Insecta; Lepidoptera; Papilionidae. The record is from the annotation of a GenBank genome assembly.